CCUUGAAACAGUGCAUACACCAUCAGUCGCGUAAAAUGGACAACUUUUUGAGGACCCACGUCCGCAUGUACGAUGAAGAACGUCUGGCCAGGCUGGACUCUCUGGACAUUUUCGACGAGAUGAUCACCUUCCUGCGAGUGUUUCUAGAUUUUUGCGGUGCCGACGUGCUUUUGAUGGAGAAAUUCCGAUGGAACUUUCGCACCUGGCUGUGUUUCUGGGUGCUGGUUUCGUUUUCGAUCUGUUUGUUUUAUACGAUAGCUUACAGUUCGGAAGACAUUUUUGCCAUCAUGGAUACUCUUUCGUUGUCGGGAAUAGCUCUUCAAGGGGCCUUCAAGAUGCAUGGUGCUCUUACUCGAGUCAAAUACUUUCAACAAAAGUACAUGGACAUCAGAGCAAUGUACAUACGGUUUUCCAGGGAACCGAAUACCAACUUGUCACUGAGCAAGUGUUGCUUGACUAUUACCUACAUUUUCCGAUUUUUCCUACUUGUCUAUGCUGCCGGAGGUUUGGCGUACUUUAUCAUUCCCGUGUAUAUGUUGGUCGUCCAUCAAAAGGUGACGCUGAUUUUACAUCUGGAACUUCCGUUCGUUGAUCCUAACGAGCUCACCGGAUACGUCAUUACCACGAUUUAUCAGGCUGUGAUGAUAAUUCUUGCAAUUGCUGGCAUUUUGGCGGCAGAUAUGGCUAUUAUGAUUUUGGUACUUCACAUUUUCGGAAUAGUCGACAUAUUUUCCAAUAAACUCGAGGCACUUGAUCGAAUACUGGAAAAUCCGAUCGUCGACCCGGAACUAGUGAAGAGCAAGGUCACCGAAAUUUGUGUGAUGCAUAGAGAAAUCAUCAAAUAUGAAGAAGAUCUUGACGAAUGCUACCAUACCACGGUGUUCAUACAAGUGAUGUCAUCCGUGUCGUGUCUCAGUAUGGCAUUGUUCGUGGUUUACAUGACCAGGGAUUGGACCAGAGUGAUGUUCUUAGGAGCCACCUUCUUUCAGCUGCUGGAGUUUUGUACUCUAGGAACGGCAUUGACUCUCAAAAAUGACCAAGCCCGGAUUGCCCUUUACAAUACCAAGUGGUACCUAUUGAGUAUAUCCGAUCAGCAACGUCUGAAAUUUGUUUUGCAUCGAUCUCAGAAUGCAGUGGAGAUGACCAUUGGAGGUCUUGCUCUUUUGAACAUGGAAACUUUUGUGGCUAUAAUGAAAACAAUUUAUUCCUAUUUUACUAUGUUGAUAACAUUUAUCGAAUAAGUAGGAGAACAGAUAUUGAGGAAGAAUAAAUAAGAUGAUAAGAAGGUAAUAGUAUUGGAGUCUAAGUGGCUACGCAGUCUUUAUUCUUAAAACGGGUUUAUUGUUUACCCAACGUUUCGGAACUUAGGGAUGAUGCCUACAUCAGAGGGAAAAUAAUGUUCUCGUUUUGUCUCUAGUGUUUUGGCUAACUUUAACUGUCCUGAUUCUAG
Messenger RNA from Aedes albopictus (Asian tiger mosquito), 1450 nucleotides. Its product is annotated as putative odorant receptor 83c. The record is from RefSeq and is a predicted model, not a curated record. Gene Ontology annotation, cellular component: plasma membrane. Bases 36 to 1241 code for a protein of 401 amino acids. Gene Ontology annotation, biological process: detection of chemical stimulus involved in sensory perception of smell; sensory perception of smell. The transcript is spliced from 4 exons. Gene Ontology annotation, molecular function: odorant binding; olfactory receptor activity. NCBI's taxonomy places the organism in Eukaryota, Metazoa, Arthropoda, Insecta, Diptera, Culicidae.